CUGGACGAUGCCGACGCCGACGCGCCCAUGGACGCCGAUGACCAGAAGGCUGUCGUGCAGGAGCUGCGCGAGCGCAACUCACAGAGCGACUACAUCGCGCGUAUGGGCAUGCUGGUGCUGAUUGCUGGGCUGGGCUUCCUGUGAGUGCCGCUGCUGCUCUGCGUGUGGUGGUCGCUGUACUGGGCCGGACAGCACGGCGGCCAGCAUACAGGAGGGCUGUGCCCGCGCCUGCUGUCGCACACUGCUUGCGUGAUGUGGUCCCGGCAUACAGUCCUGUCUGCGCCCGCAGCUGACCGGUCGAGCGCAGCUAUUGCACGCCCAUGCCCGCAUACCUCACCAACACGCAUCCCGACACGCACUUCCACAUGCUCUUUGUGCACCACGAGGCCGAUGCGACGCACGACGACCUGACGCGCCUGCCGAUUGCGCCCAUCUACACCGUCUUCCUCGCAAGCACCGGCUGCCUGCUGUGGGCGGCGUGGCGCGAGACGGCAGACCGCAUGGGCCUCAUCAAGCGCAAGGGCCUGCCGUACCCGCAGCAGCCGCACCUCUUCGGCACGGCGCCCGGCUGGCUCGUCAAGUCGUUGACGGACCUGCGCUACCACCCGACCAACAUGGCCGGCUACAAGGCGCCGGCACCCGGCACGAUGAAUCGCAACACGGGCGCCGACAACCCGCCAAACUUCAUGACCAAGAUGCACCCGCGCAACCUCUACCUCAUGCUCGUCUUUGUCGCCAGCUGGCCGCUGCCGCUCAUGACGUUCGGCGCCGGCGCAUUCGGCGCGGCCGCGUGGUGGGCGCUGACGCCGCUGGUGCUGGGCCUGCUGCUGCUGAUCGAGUACAUCAUCAACCAGGCGGAAAUUGCCGCGAAGGGCCUCGACGGCAUGCGGUAUCAGUACAAGUCGGCCUAGGGGCGCCACCUCGCUCUCUCGGACACAGCAGAAGUGGGCCUGGCAGGCAUGCACGUCAAUC
Messenger RNA from Tilletiopsis washingtonensis, 972 nucleotides. RefSeq lists its product as hypothetical. The record is from RefSeq and is a predicted model, not a curated record. Bases 321 to 911 code for a protein of 196 amino acids. Lineage: Eukaryota; Fungi; Basidiomycota; Exobasidiomycetes; Entylomatales. The transcript is spliced from 3 exons.